AACAAGGAAGUUAAAUAGGCAGGACAAAAGCACUUGACGGUACUUGUGAAUUCGAUAUCUGUGGUUAACAGGAGGCAAUGUAUAGCUAUAUGGGCCAAUCAAGAAAAACUAUUCUGAUCAUCGUAUCGAUUACAAAACUUUUCACAGGAUGUUAUGGAACUAUAUCAAGUAUUGCACAGACAAAUUGGACAAAUGCUCAUAUACACUGCAAGAAAGAAGGGAAAAUGUUACCAAAUCUGGGUAUACAUACGUUAUUUAAUGAAACGUAUUUUUGGACAGGACAUUAUACUCGCUUAUCAGAAUGGAUAAAAAUAAUUGGUUGUUUCGAAGAAACUGUAGUAAACACUUUGGAACAGAUAUCCUAUGAGAUGCAUUUUCCAUCGGCCGGUCUUUGUCAGGAAGUAUGCCUUGAAUCGAACUACUUUGUGUUUGGUUUACAGCUAAAUAAAUGUGUUUGCUUGGAACAAAUACCUAAACAAAGAAGCAGAAGAGCACAUGAUUGUUCAUUGUCAUGUUCAAUCAAAGCCAAUCUUACGUUUCAAAAUGAUUGUGGAGGAGACAAGACGUAUAGUCUAUUUAAGUCAGGGUCGGAAAAGGAGAAUUUUGCCUUUACAGAGAAAAAGUGUUUAUCUAUUCAGUGUCCCGAGAAUGCCAAAAGUUUCAUAGAGCAGGAAUGUAGUUUAUCAUACGCUCUAAUAUGCAAUAAAACGUUAUUGAAAGUAUACAGUGGUUGGCAAUCAUCGUUAUCAGAAUGCAAAUCAAGGCAUAAUUCUUAUCUUCUUGGAGACGUAGAUCUUACUGACCCUGCGCAAGCAUGCAGUUUCAUUGAGGGACAGCCUCUUGGUACUUCAUGGCUAGGCAUUGCCAAAGAAGUAUACAUUAGUAUUGAUGGAGGACAAGAUAAAAUUGUACAUGUACAAAGCCGUAAUCAAGGAAGAAUAAGCAAGGAAUGCUUAAAAUGCAACAACAAAAACUGUGUGUUUGCUAAUUGCUUUGAAAACAACUACUUCGUGUGCAUUGAGAAAGGAACUCAAAUGAUUUCACAGGAAAAUACAGAUGAAAGAUUAACCGAAACCUCGUCAAGUAGCUAUGAUACAGACUAUCAAAUCAAUCUGACAGUAACGUCUAAAAUAAAAAGGAGCACAGAUAGUUCAUCAAGUCUUUUUGCAGUCCCAGUGUGUCUUUGUCUGCUGCUUUUGUUGAUUGGUGCACUAGUACUCCUAUUUAUUAUCAGAAAGAAGAAAGGUAAAGAUUCAGAACAAACAGAACAACCACCUUUAAAUGACUCAGCUGAUUAUUGCAAUGUUGAAACUCGAACCGACAACGAUUAUUGUGAACUUCAGCAACCUACAUGUAACCCCACCAAUCAGUCGGCAGACUAUUCUCAACUUCAAUUCGAGAGUACCAGAACUUAUAAUGUCGAUUCUAAUUUAGCUGUACACAAUGCCGUCAUAGAAAAAUCUUCGAAUGAGAUUUAUUAUAACAUGUCAUCUGCGGAGUCUGAUUGUAUUAACUUUGGUUUGCAAGUCGAUAAAUAUGAAUGAUCGUUAGUUGAACAUUACCUACCUAUGAUCAAAUAAAUAGUUGUUAGUA
Molecule: messenger RNA, 1593 nt
Organism: Magallana angulata
Lineage: Eukaryota; Metazoa; Mollusca; Bivalvia; Ostreida; Ostreidae
Exons: 11
Coding region: 78-1544 (488 amino acids)
Source: RefSeq, a predicted model, not a curated record